Messenger RNA from Ochotona princeps (American pika), 5237 nucleotides. It is a transcript of the gene CFAP43, whose product is annotated as cilia and flagella associated protein 43. NCBI's taxonomy places the organism in Eukaryota, Metazoa, Chordata, Mammalia, Lagomorpha, Ochotonidae. The transcript is spliced from 38 exons. The coding region runs from base 240 to 5237 and encodes 1665 amino acids. Gene Ontology annotation, molecular function: protein binding. Gene Ontology annotation, cellular component: axoneme. The record is from RefSeq and is a predicted model, not a curated record. Gene Ontology annotation, biological process: sperm axoneme assembly; cilium assembly.
GCCAUAAGACCCGCCCCUUCCCGCUCGCCCCUUGGCCGAGACUCAGCAGCGUAGUCACCAAUCCGCUCAGCUCUAAGGAGCGCAGGGCCGAAGGACACAGCCAAUGGGCUCAAGGGUUACGGUCUCCCGGAUACGGGUGUAAACAGCGGGCCAGGCGGUCAGCGGCGGAGUAACGGUCUCGGAGCCAUCCUGGAGUCCGGCGGGUGCCUCCUGCCUCCCGGCUGAGAGAAAGACAAGCCAUGGCGCAAGGCCGAGAGCGAGAAGAGGGUUCCUCAGGCGCAAGUCUGUCCGUGAGAUGGGUGCAAGGAUUUCCCAAGCAGAAUGUUCAUUUUGUCAACGACAAGACCAUUUGCUACUCCAGUGGGAAUUAUGUAAUAUUCAUUAAUAUUGAAACCAAGAAAAAGACUGUGCUCCAGUGUAUGAAUGGAAUUGUGGGCGUCAUAGCAACUAAUGUUCCUUAUGAAGUUGUGGCUUUUUCUGACCGGAAGCUAAAACCCCUCAUCUACAUAUACAACUUUCCUGGAUUGACCAGAAGGACCAAAUUAAAAGGCAAUGUUCUCCUGGACUACACGUUGCUGUCGUUCAGUUACUGUGGCACCUACCUGGCCACUUAUUCCUCACUCCCAGAAUUUGAACUGGCUCUCUGGAACUGGGAAUCGAAUGUCAUCUUGUGCAAAAGAUCACAACCUGGAGUGGAUGUGAGCCAGAUGUCUUUCAAUCCCAUGAACUGGCAUCAGCUUUGCCUGUCAAGUCCAAGUACAGUGACUGUGUGGACCAUUGAAAGAAGUAAUCAGGAACAUUAUUUCAAAGAAAAAUCGGUAAAGCUACCUCUAGAAGAUGGUUCAUUUUUCGAUGAAACAGAUGUGGUUUUCCCCUCAACUGUGCCCAAGGAUCCCAUCUAUGGGCCAGUGCUGCCACUGUCAGCCAUUGCCGGACUGGUCGAUGAAGAAGCACAAACAUUCAGGCCAAAAGAUGAUCUGUAUCCUUUGCUUCACCCAACUGUUCAUUGCUGGACUCCAACAAGUGAUCUGUAUGUUGGCUGUGAAGAGGGCCAUCUUUUGAUGGUUAACGGAGAUACCCUGAAGGUGACUGUGCUUAAUAAGAUGGAAGAAGAGCCAUUGGAUGGAAGAAAUCUUAUCAGUCCAGUCACCAUGGUAUAUCAGAAGGAGGGCGUGUUUGCUUCUGGAAUUGAUGGCUUUGUGUAUUCGCUUAUUAUUAAAGAUUCAAAUUACAGAAUUGAGAAUUUUCUUGAGAUUGAGGAGCCUGUGGGCCAUUUGAUGUUUUCUCCUAGUUACAAAAUGUUGCUGAUUCAAACAGACAAGGGAUCUGUUUAUAUCUACACUUUUGGAAAAGAGGCAAACCUGGAUAAGAUACUAGAUGCUUGUGAUGGGAAUUUUCAGGCAGUUGACUUCAUUACACCUGGAAACAAGCACUUCAUGACACUCACACCUUCUGGGGAAGUCUGUGUUUGGUGGAUGGAGGAGUGUGUCUGUGCAAGCAAGAUUUAUCUGAAUACCCCAGCAACAUCUCUGGCCUGCUCUCCCUCCUCCUUCUCUGCUGCUGUGGGGACUGUGGAUGGCUGCGUCCACUUCCUAAGCGUCCUUGACAUAGAAUCCCCUAAGGAGAUUCACAACGCCUUCCUGUCCGAGUCUUCUGUAGAGCACGUCACCUAUGACCAGCGGGGAUUGUAUCUGUUGGUUGGAACAUCUGAAGGAAACAUCUUUGUUAUGAAUGCCAGCCCCUCAAGCUCAUUUCAAAUCCUUGGUUUUACAGAGGUGGGCAAAGACAUUUUACAGAUCUCCACAGUGUCUCUCUUGGAAACAGAGAGAGUGAAAGUGCUGGUGCUUUACCCACAUCCGGAAACGGGAAGAAGCAGGUUGGAAAUAUUCACGUUGCCUAGACCACUACCAGAAGUGCUUGCAAGCUGUGCUGAUGAAAGAGGGAGGCUGAGAGAUGAGUUCAUCUGCAAGAACCUGUAUGAGUUGGAGCACUCUCUGUCCUCUGCAGUCUUGGAAUUUCAAAGUAACCGAAUAUAUGGCUUCUGUGACCAAGUGCCAUACAUCUGUAGCUAUCUUCUUCCUAAGAAAGACCAUAAUGAUGUUCAUGUUCUUAAACCAUUCCAAAAAGUACAAAGCAAGCAUUAUGGCCCCGGAAUGCUUUUUCUGUCUUCACAUGGACUAUGGGUCAUAACAAUAGCUAAAUGUGGCAUUCUGUGCAUCCGAGAUGUUUAUACUUUGGAAACAUUUGCUCGAUGUCGGAGUCAUUCUCACCAAGGUCAUGGGAUUCAAUCAAUGAGGAUUUCAAUAGAUGGACAAAGCAUCCUGGUGAAUGGGCAAGAUGAUGGCACACUUGUCUUCCUCAAAUGGAAGCGAUUUGGAGGAAGCUUAGCCACUGACACUGCUGAGUAUUUCCAGCAAUUAUUCAGUUCUCUGAGUAGCACCAUGGAAGAGGAGAAUGAUUAUUUAUUAAAUCAACAAAGAGUUUCUAUAGACAUGGAACACGAAUCUGAACACACAGUAUCUCAGAGUAAGUCAAGCACCGACACGUUGUCACAAGAGGAAUUAGACAUACCAAAUGAUGUGAAGAAAAUUCCCUGGAUACAACAAAAAACACAAGAGGCCAUCAAAAAAGAGGUUAAGUUGUUUUCCCAGAAAAGAAAAGAGAUAAAAACAAGAAUCAGAGCACUUGCUAAGACUAUUCAAGAUAUGAUGGAAGAAAAUGAACAAGUAGAUGAUAUUGCAAAAUUAGACCAAUAUGAAUUUGGCCUGGAUCUUGAGGAAUUGGAAAGGCUUCAUGAUGAAAAUGAGGAAGAAGUGGCAAAGAUGAAAAAGGAUGUAGAGAUGCAUAACCUGGCCAAGAGCUAUCUGGCUGAAAUUAUCAAGGAAGAAUGCUGGAAUUCUAUGGUUGUGAAAGGUCGAUCUCUUAAGUGCUUCCACAUCCCUUGUGUAGUUGAGAACUUCCCAAUGAAGGAACGUUCACCUGAAGAAAUGGAAGAAUUGAAGCGAGUUUUGCAGCAAAAGAAGACUGAAGCAGAGUGUCUUAAAUUACAGAAGGAAAUUGUAGAGGUCCAGUCUGCAGCUGCAUUGGUUAAAAAGCAUCAUGAAGAAGAUGAUGAAGAAGAGGAAGACGAAAAUAAGCCAGUAAAAGAUACCAACUUGCCCAAUUAUCUGCUCGGAAGUUUAAGUACUGAUUUUGGGGUAGAUAUUUCUAUGUUAUCGAGCCAAUUGGAACUUCAUUCCAGAGAAGAGAAAGUCAACCAAAUUGUAUUACUGAAAGAUAUCAUCUACAAGGUAAAAACUGUUUUCAAUCAUGAGUUCGAUGCUGCAUAUAAACAAAAAGAAUUUGAAAUCGCUCGUGUGACAGAAAGAAAUAUUAGAAUUAAAGAAAUUAUUAGAGAUCUGGACUUGGAUGAAACAGUCUGGCAACCAGAAUUUGACGACUGUGAGAAGCCAGAAAGAACUCUGGUGGUGUCGGUUGAUGAGAUUAAAGCUCACAGACAUGUUAAACCAUGGCAAAAAGCCAAAGCAGAAGUCACUGCGACCCAAGAAAUGGAACGACGGUUUCAGAUACGGAGUGCAGACAUAAGACACCGAGCCCUGAUGGACAUGAUGGGAGGUGUUCUGGAAGUCAAGAAGGAAGAUAUUUUGAAAAUGGCAAUCCCUCAGCCUGCUUUCAUGGCAAAGCCUGAUGCUGUGUGGACUGAAGAGGAAAGGAAACAAUUCAAAGACUAUGAGAAAAAAGUCAGAGAGUUAAAUGAAGAAAGAGAUAAGUACAGAAAGUCAUUAGAAGCAGAAUUGAAGAAACUUCAAAACUCUAUUCAAGAAAGCACACAGAGCUUUGAUGAUCAUUUGAAAAAACUGUUUGAAAGAAGAGUCAAAGCAGAGAUGGUCGUCAAUCAGGAAGAAUUGAAAAUAAAUAAUCUUGUUUUUUCUCUACUGUUGGAUGAAGAAUUAAACUACAGAGAGCUAUUUCUGAACAACUAUCUCACAAGGAAACAGGAAGAGAAAAUCCAGACCACAGAAGCCAUUCAGAAAUCUCGAGAGGGACUCGAAAUGUGCAAGGAGCACUAUGACAACUUACUGGCGGAAGACAAAGUUCUGGAUCGCAGCUUUAAAAAGGAGUUUUCUGAAAUUCCCAGUCAUCAAGUGGACAUACUCUACAAGCUUUUUAAACGCCGUCCAAGGAUUCACAAACAGAAACCACAUUCGGAUACAACCAGUAUUGUCUCUUUUGGAGAACGACCAGGAUCUGCCAAAUCGAACAUGGAACAUCAUGCCCAGCUAAUGAAAGCCAUGGAUGAGCUGGACAAUAUCAGUAACAUGCCAGAAGGCUUGGACCCUCUGGUCUGGGAUCACUUCUGUGUAACAAGACGAGCAAAAGUAGAAAACGAACAGAAGGUGAAACAGAAAGCAGCUGGCCUGGUCGAAAUGGCGGCUUUCCUCCGGAAAAGAGUAGAGGAUGAUGAGAAAGUGCAACAGGACAUUGACAGGGUCUUCCAAGAACUCAUUCUAUUGCAGGAGGAGAAAGUAAAAUUCCACUUGGAUCUGAUGAUCCAAAUUCUACUCAAACAAGGACAAGUGGAACUGGAGAAUUUCCAGCUAAUGCUAGAAUAUUCGGAUGCAAUUCUCAUCAAUAAGAAUAUAAUUGAAGACUUGAAUUCUGUGAUUCGGACUCAGGGACAAAAGAAAAUUGCCAGCAUGAUGGAAAGUAAAGAAGUACAUAAGGGGAUAUUUCAGAUUGAAUGGGAGCACAAAAAAAUGGAGAUGGAAAUGGAAGAUUUAAACCAGAAGGCUUGGGAUAUUCAGAUGCUGUUUUUUUCAAGAGAUCGUCAAAAGUACCUAAACGAACCGCAGUAUGAGACUCUGAUUGCUAUUCAAAUUGGAAUAAUGGAGCAAACCAUUGAUGUUUUAGAUAAGACCCACAAGAAGAAUGUGGAAAAUUGCAAAAGGUUACUGAAGAAAUUGUUAAAAUUCAGCAAUCAAAAAGAUAUAGCAAAUUUCACACUAAGCUGCAAUCUACGAGAAGAGCUGGUAGCUGUCUCAGAGAGGCAAGGCAUCUGCAACUCAAUAGGCUCUAAACUGACUUGUGAAAAGAUUGCCAAAGAACGAUAUGACAACAUGAUUCAACAACAGAAGUUGACAAGUAUUUCAAAACAACAGGCUGCACAGAUUUCCAUACUACAGGCUGAAGUUGAAAGAUUAAGGAUGAAAACAUUCCCUGCUCUUGUUCCAAUGUGA